CGGGAUUUCUGAACCACGGGAGAGUCACCGGAAAGGCUUUUGGUGAUAAACCGUCGCAUAUUGGGAGAAUAUAUCACAAUUUAUGGUUACAUAAAUACACAGAGGACUACUUUAUACACCUUUUAAGGAUGGAAACUAAACUAUGAGACAUUGUGUAGUUGCAGAAGACUGAGUGAACCAUGGCACAGUUCCCCACUGCAUUCACAGGACAAGAUGUGUUUCUGAUCACUGCGGAUGAAAGAGCCAAACAUGAUCAGCAGUUUCACAGCCUCUCUCCGACUGCUGGGGGUUACAUAACAGGUGACCAGGCCAAAAACUUUUUCCUUCAGUCAGGGCUGCCCCCGCCCAUCCUGGCCCAAAUAUGGGCUUUGGCCGAUAUGAACAGCGAUGGCCGAAUGGAUAUCCACGAGUUCUCCAUCGCCAUGAAACUCAUCAAACUGAAACUCCAGGGUCACUCUCUGCCAUUAGCGCUUCCUCCCAGCAUGAAGCAACCGCCGCUCGCUUUACACCCACAGGCCAGCUUUGGCAUGCCCCCUAUGGCACCAAUUCCAACUCCCAUCCCAGCUCCUCUCCCAGUCAUGCCCCCGCUCCCCCUUCCUCCUCUUCCCGUUGGGGUGUCUCCCCCUCUUGUCUCUACUGCUGCACCACCCCUUCCGCCACCCAUGGCCAACGGAGCUCCCCCCACAGCCAUGAUGCCGCCCAUCUCAGGCUUCCCCCACCCAGUUCCUUCUGUGAACAAGACGUCUUCGUUCAAUCGUUCCAGUACGAAGCUGCAGAAGGGGUCGUCGUUUGAUGCUGCAGGUACUCAGCCUCCCUCUGAUUGGGCAGUUCCUCAGUCCUCCAGACUGAAGUACAGACAGCUGUUUAACUCUCAUGACAAGAUGAUGAGUGGAUAUCUCACUGGACCCCAAGCUCGCACUAUUCUGAUGCAGUCCAGUCUUCCUCAGAGUCAGCUGGCCACCAUCUGGAGUCUGUCAGACAUCGACCAGGAUGGAAAGCUGACAGCUGAGGAGUUUAUCUUGGCUAUGCACCUCAUAGAUAUGGCUAUGUCAGGAUUGCCACUGCCUCCAGUGUUACCAGCAGAAUACCUCCCACCAACGUUCAGGCGCGUGCGGAGCGACAGUGUUCAGUCCGACCAGAAGAGUGUCCCGGAGGAGGCAGAGGAGGAGAACGAGAGCAGCCUGGAGAAGAAACUACCAGCAACAUUUGAGGAUAAGAAGAGGGAGAACUUCGAAAGAGGAAACCUGGAGCUGGAGAAAAGACGCCAGGCUCUUCAGGAGCAGCAGAGGAAGGAACAGGAGAGGCUGGCAUCGCUGGAGAGGGAAGAACAGGAGAGAAAGGAGCGCGAGCGUCUGGAACAAGAAAGAAGACGACAACAGGAACUGGAGAAACAGCUUGAGAAGCAGCGAGAGCUGGAGAGGCAGAGAGAAGAAGAACGGCGCAAGGAGAUAGAAAGGAGAGAGGCUGCAAAGAGGGAAUUGGAGCGCCAGCGUCAGUUGGAGUGGGAACGGCAACGUCGCCAGGAGCUUCUAACUCAAAGAAACAGAGAACAAGAAAGCAUCGUUCUGCUCAAAGCCAGGAAGAAGACACUGGAGUUUGAAUUGGAGGCUCUGAAUGACAAGAAGAACCAGUUGGAAGGUAAACUAAGGGAUGUUCGGUUUCGUCUUUCAACUCAGCGGAGAGAGAUGGAGCAGACCAAUCAGACCAGAGAAACACGCAUUGCUGAAAUCACACAGCUUCAACAGCAGCUUCAGGAUUCCCAACAGUGGUUGGGGAGGCUGAUUCCUGACAAACAGAAUCUGAACGACCAGUUGAAACAGGUUCAGCAGAACAGUUUGCAUCGUGAUAGUCUGUCAUCGCUGCAGAAGGCCAUUGAGCAAAAGGAGAGCAGCAGGCAGCAGCUCAGGGAGCAGCUCAAUACAGUAGAGAGGGAGACCAGAGCAAAACUGUUGGAAAUAGACGCCUUCAACACACAACUGAAGUGUCUGUGUGAGUUCUAUGCCAACCACUGUGCCAGGAUAGAAGCCCUUCGACGCCAGCUGCAGGAGGAAGAGAGGGGGAGACAGGAGCUGCGGGAGAUCCACAGCCGGCAGCAGAGACAGAAACAGAAGGAGCUGGAGGGAGGCACACAGUCACUCUCCCAACCUUACAUGCAAACGGCAAGCGAGAGGAAGUCUGCUGAGCUGCAGGAGAGCGGGUUAUCAUCAAAGGAAGGCUUUGCCUGGCGGGGUGAAACUGGAGGCUCCACCCCUAAAGUUCCUAGCCCUGCCUCUGUGUCUGCAUCACAUGCCUGGCUAAACAGGGUGACUCAGGAGGAGGAAGAGAGGAAAAGGAGAGGGAUGGAGGAGGAAGAGGAGGACAGGAAGGGAGCCGGCUCAGUGGAAGAGAAGGAGGUUGAGAGCAGAGGCAAGAAGGACAUGCAAGAUAAACUGAACAAGCUGUUCGGCCAGCCAGCUGACCCCUGGGUUUCAGCAGUUGAGAAGGCUCCCACUCCAAGUCUGUUUGAUCAGAAAGCAUCUGUCAGUGGCUUCGAGCAACAAAAACAACAGCCAGUGAAGGUGGUCUACUAUAGGGCGCUGUAUCCAUUCGAUGCUCGUAGCCAUGACGAGAUCAGCAUCCAACCCGGGGAUGUCAUCAUGGUGAAGGGGGAAUGGGUGGAUGAAUCCCAAACCGGGGAGCCCGGGUGGCUGGGAGGUGAGCUCAGAGGCAGGACUGGUUGGUUUCCAGCUAACUAUGCAGAGCGGAUACCUGAAAGUGAAGCACCAAUCAGCCUGCGUUCCUCAUCCUCGGCCACACCCCCGUCAACCCAGCAGCCGAUGGCCACGCCACCUUCAGCGUCUGGACACACCUCCACCUCCACAUCUUCUGCCAAUAGUAACUGGGCUGACUUCAGCACCACUUGGCCAUCCAGCACAGCCAGCCAGUCAGACAGCGAGGGAUGGGAUGCAUGGCCGACCUCCUCAGCCAAUCAGAAUCCCUCUCUCAGCGUUCCAUCGGCACAGCUACGCCAACGCUCCGCCUUCACGCCGGCCACCAUGACAACGGGCUCCUCCCCUUCUCCUGUACUAGGACAGGGGGAAAAGGUGGAAGGACUUCAGGCCCAGGCUUUGUAUCCCUGGAGAGCCAAGAAGGACAACCACCUCAACUUCAACAAGAACGAGAUCAUAACAGUGUUGGAGCAGCAGGACAUGUGGUGGCUAGGUGAACUUCAGAACGGACAAAGAGGCUGGUUCCCCAAAAGUUACGUCAAGCUCAUCUCAGCCAACACGACGAUCCCUGCUGGUGCUGCAGUCCGCAGCAAAAACACUAAUGAAUCUGGAAUAUCUGAGAGUCCACCCAAUGGGAAGCGACCCUCAUCCUCUCCAGCAAAACCUUCAGAAUCUGGAGAAGAAUAUGUGGCCAUGUACACCUAUGAGAGCAGUGAACAGGGAGACCUUAGUUUCCAGCAAGGAGACAUCGUCGUGGUGACCAGGAAAGAAGGGGAUUGGUGGACAGGCAUGGUGGCAGGAAAGACUGGAGUCUUUCCGUCCAACUACGUCAAACCACGUGAUUCAGUGACAGAUUCACUGGGACCAGCAGGAAAGACCGGAAGUCUGGGGAAGAAACCGGAGAUCGCUCAGGUGAUCGCUGCUUACAGUGCCACGGGUGCAGAGCAGCUGACUCUAGCUCCAGGACAGCUUAUCUUGAUCAGAAAAAAGAAUCCCGGGGGCUGGUGGGAAGGCGAGCUGCAGGCUCGGGGGAAAAAGCGGCAGAUUGGUUGGUUUCCAGCCAAUUACGUGAAGCUUCUGAGUCCCAGCACUAGCAAGACGACACCCACAGAGCCCACCCCUCCUAAACUGGCUCCUGCCAACACAGUUUUGUGUCAGGUGAUCGGCAUGUAUGACUACGUGGCCCAGAACGACGACGAGCUGGCCUUCCAGAAGGGUCAGGUGAUCAAUGUGCUCAACAAGGACGACUGUGAUUGGUGGAAAGGAGAGCUGAAUGGGAGGGAAGGACUGUUUCCUAGCAACUACGUCAAGCUGACAACGGACACGGACCCGAGCACGCAGUGGUGCGCCGACCUCCACCUGCUCGACAUGCUGAGUCCGAUGGAGAGGAAGAGGCAGGGCUACAUCCACGAGCUGAUCGUCACUGAGGAGAACUACGUCAACGACCUGCAGCUCGUCACAGAGAUCUUCCACAAGCCUCUGCUGGAGUGUGAGCUGCUGACAGAGAAGGAAGUGGCCAUGAUCUUUGUGAACUGGAAAGAGCUCAUCAUGUGCAACAUCAAACUCCUCAAGGCUCUUAGGGUGAGGAAGAAGAUGUCAGGCGAUCGGAUGCCUGUGAAGAUGAUCGGAGACAUCCUGACCAACCAGCUGCCUCACAUGCAGCCGUAUAUCAGGUUCUGUUCAUGUCAGCUGAAUGGGGCCACGCUGAUUCAACAGAAAACGGAUGACAACCCUGAGAUCAAAGACUUCCUCAAGAGGUUAGCCAUGGAUCCCAGGUGCAAGGGAAUGCCUCUGUCCAGUUUUCUCCUCAAGCCAAUGCAGAGAGUGACACGCUACCCUCUCAUCAUCAAAAAUAUCCUAGAAAACACUCCAGAGUCUCAUCCAGACCACAGUCAUCUGAAAGCUGCCCUGGAGAAAGCAGAGGAGCUGUGCUCACAGGUGAAUGAAGGUGUCAGAGAGAAGGAGAACUCUGAUCGGCUGGAGUGGAUUCAGGCUCACGUUCAGUGUGAGGGGCUCUCAGAGCAACUGGUGUUUAAUUCAGUCACCAACUGUCUGGGUCCCAGGAAGUUCCUGCACAGCGGGAAGCUGUUCAAAGCCAAGAGCAGCAAAGAGCUGUACGGCUUCCUAUUUAAUGACUUCCUGCUGCUGACACAGGUGACCAAACCUCUGGGCUCGUCCGGGUCGGACAAAGUCUUCUCCUCCAAAACACACCUGCAGUACCGCAUGUACAAGACGCCAAUCUUUCUGAACGAAGUGUUAGUGAAGCUACCCACGGAUCCAUCGGGAGACGAACCUCUUUUCCACAUCUCGCACAUAGACAGAGUUUACACCCUCAGAGCCGAAAGCAUCAAUGAAAGGACUGCAUGGGUUCAAAAAAUUAAGGCAGCUUCGGAGCUCUUCAUAGAGACAGAAAAGAAGAAGAGGGAGAAGGCGUAUUUAGUCCGUUCUCAGAGGGCGACGGGGAUCGGCAGACUGAUGGUCAACAUCGUGGAGGGGAUCGAGCUCAAACCCUGUCGCACCCAUGGAAAAAGCAAUCCUUACUGUGAAGUCACCAUGGGUUCUCAGUGCCAUAUCACAAAAACAGUACAGGACACUUUGAAUCCCAAGUGGAAUUCCAAUUGUCAGUUUUUUAUUAAGGACCUUGAACAGGACGUCCUUUGUAUCACUGUGUUUGAACGAGACCAGUUCUCACCUGACGACUUCCUCGGCAGGACUGAGAUCCGAUUGGCAGAGAUAAAGAAGGACCAGGGCUCCAAAGGACCAAUCACGAAGAGGCUGCUGCUUCACGAGGUUCCUACAGGGGAGAUCGUCGUUAGACUAGACCUUCAGCUCUUUGAAGAACCAUGAAACGUGCGCAGGGUUCAACCAGAUGGAACUGGCCUGAGGAUGAACUCUCAGAAAUGAACAGGGAUCUGCAUCUGGGCUGGAAUAGACUGGACCAGAAGCCUGGAAUGGGCUGGGGUUACUCAUUAUGUGGUCUGGCUAUUUAGGGAGAUUAAUGUGAUUCAUUUGUAAGAAGACCCCAAGAAAGGUCAGUAACUACAUAUAAAAACUAAAUAUUGUCAUCUCUAACAACAACUUUAAAUGUUUUAUCACAAUUUUACUGAAUUUUAUUUGCCAUUUUAUUCCAUAAUUUGGAGGAAAUGGGCUUAUUUUGGGUCCAUUGGAGUACAUUUUCUAAAAAUAGGUACAUAUUAUGGAUUAAAAUAGGUUUAUCUUUAACAUUUAGGGUACAGGAGUAUCAUUACAUUCAUUGCAAAUAUUUAAAAGAAAUAUAGACAUGUAGCUUUAACAACAGCACCCAGAGUGGAUUACAUGUUCUCUGCAAAAAGGGAAUGCUGUGCUAACAAAAACAGGCCUGAGCUGCACCAAAAUCUAAUUGUAGCUUAGCUUAGAGUACCUAAUGCCAGCAAAUAAUGAAAAUCCUAGGCCUGUUUCUGGUCCAGUUAAUCCCAGUAUGCUCAUGACCCACACUACGGUGGGGUCCAGUUUAUAUUCGGUCCAGCUUUGGACAUCAGACGGGUUGUUACUGUUUCCACGUCUUCUGCUUUAUCCUGACAGUCUUACAGAAAUUCCAGAGACAAUCCCUCCUUUUUUGUGUCCAACCAAGCAUUAACCGCUGUCUGUGUGUGACUGAAAGUAUGCAAGACUGAUGCGAAUGACUAAAAGAGUUUCAAGUUGGGUAGGUGGUAUUUAAAGGCACUAUUUGGUUUACAUUUAUCUUAUUUUUUUUAAUUAGUCCAACCAGCUUCUCAGACGCUUAUGAUGGAUUUUUCAAGCUUUCAGCUCUGAGCUAUUGAACAUAAAGGGAUCUUGACAUUUUGGUUUUAACAUUAACUGAACACUUGUGUAUAGGUAUAUUGAAAACCAUGCUAAUAAGCCGAAAAAACAGAUUUUAACCAAGUAUAUGAUAAGUGUUCAGUGUAUAUGACCGACUACAGACAUGUCAAGGUGUCUCUCAUAUGCAUCAGAUGUAAUAAUGAGGCUGAAGUAACAGUCAAUGCAGUGAACAGGUACAAAAGCUAAUUUCAAUCAAGGUACUGUGAGCAAGAAUGUCUUAACUUUUAUUUUUCUGUCGCACAUCUCAACUCUGACAUGUUGCUGCUGUGUUAUGCUGUCACGGUUGUCACUACUAUGCAGGGAGAGGAUAAAGAAAAGAACAAAUCAAGGGGCCAUGUGAUUCAGUGCUUUUCAGAGAAGCUCCAUGAAAUGUAUUUCAAGUUCCACUCUUUAAGGUUGAAGAAGCUCAGUGCAGAAAUCAUUUUAAUGUAAGUCAGCACUUCCAGCACUUUGAAAACAGACACUGUUCCUGAUUAUUCAGCAGAAAACAAUCCAAGUUGAUGAUGUCACUUAGCAGCCGUUUUAAGUAGUCAGAGUCGGAAAGUUUCCCUGGAAGAUAAAAUAUUCAGUGUCAAAUAUGUUUCACCUCAACAUCUUUACCUCUACUAAUCCUCUACUAAUAUCUCCAUAAAAGAUGAAGUUCUGUUACCCAUUGCUCAGAACCAUCAGUGGUUACCCUUGAAAUGUUUUGAAAGACCUAGCAGCCUUGAACAUAUGUAACUCAUGAAGGAAUACAUUGUGUAUUUAUUAGGGACUGUUUUAAACCAAUCCAGACUUAAGCAGCAAGACAGUGUAAAGUGUAUAAGUAAAUUAAUGAACAAGGUAAAAUAUAAACCAUAUAGCUUUUACUGCUGUAAUUAAAAAGGUACUUUUAACUACAUGCAACUAUAAAAGCAGUUUAAAGCUGUUCAUUUUUUGGACCACGUUAUUUCUGUAUGCAUCCAUCCAUUUUCUAUACGCGCUUUUUCCAGUAUGGGGUCGUGGGGUAGCUGGUGCCUAUCCAGCAGUCUACGGGCGAGAGGUGGGGUGCACCCUGGACAGGUUGCCAGUCCAUCGCAGGGCAACACAGAAACACACAACCUGUGUUUAGAGAGACCAAUUAAC
Girardinichthys multiradiatus is the source of this 7652-nucleotide messenger RNA. RefSeq names its product intersectin 1 (SH3 domain protein) (gene itsn1). The coding region runs from base 180 to 5555 and encodes 1791 amino acids. Gene Ontology annotation, biological process: intracellular signal transduction; positive regulation of Rho protein signal transduction. Gene Ontology annotation, molecular function: guanyl-nucleotide exchange factor activity; calcium ion binding; protein binding. NCBI's taxonomy places the organism in Eukaryota, Metazoa, Chordata, Actinopteri, Cyprinodontiformes, Goodeidae. The transcript is spliced from 47 exons. The record is from RefSeq and is a predicted model, not a curated record.